Phalaenopsis equestris is the source of this 736-nucleotide messenger RNA. RefSeq names its product AUGMIN subunit 7. The record is from RefSeq and is a predicted model, not a curated record. Gene Ontology annotation, molecular function: microtubule minus-end binding. Lineage: Eukaryota; Viridiplantae; Streptophyta; Magnoliopsida; Asparagales; Orchidaceae. Gene Ontology annotation, cellular component: HAUS complex. Gene Ontology annotation, biological process: spindle assembly; centrosome cycle.
CUCUAAAUCAGCUAAAAAAAAAUUCAUCUAACCGGACUUCUUUAUUUGGAUCAGUUCUUGGUGCAGGCCAAAAUUCGAAUAAAUUUAGAACUAUUAAUCCGAUUACUUGGUGCCUCCAACUCCUCCGGAUUGAGGAAUUCAACAUGCUCCAUCGCCGGCCGACGGCACGUCGAGGUCUGCAAAUCUGCAUUGCAACGAUCUAGAAGAGGGGGAGCGGCGCAGCUUUGUGCGCUACAGCUCUCCUCCAUGGCGUCGAAGCAGAUGGAGGAGAUCCAGAGGAAACUAUCUCUGCUUAGGUACCCCAGAGCCAACGCGCCCUCGCAGUCCCUCCUAUACGCCGGCGUUGAGAGAUAUGCUCUCCUGGAAUGGCUUUUCUUCAGGCUUUUGGGGGAUAGGUCGCCCUUCACGCAGCAGAAUUGGCAAGGGGACAGUAUGGACCGUGACGAGGAAACUGCUCGUAUCCAGUAUUUGGCUGAGAUAGCUCACUUCCUGGGAAUUACACCUACAAUUGAUACCGAAGCCAUCCAGGGAAGAGGAAGCUAUGAAGACCGUGCUGAAUUGCUACAUCUCAUUGUAGACCUCGUGGAAGCAAGUUGUUUUUCUGACAAUCCAGAGUGGAGUGUUGAUGAACAGCUAACGAAGGAUGUACAACUCCUAGAUUCUAUUGCGGAGAAGCAAGCUCAAAUUUUCUCUGAAGAAUUUAAGCUAUUCCCUGCUGACGUGCAGAUUCAAUCAA